AGUGUGAGGACCACUGGGAAGGGAGAACGGGUGUCACUAUUUCCGGACCCGGGCCGGGACUUGAGAGAAAAGAAAACUACAAAUCCCAGCACGUCCCCCGGCUUUGGAGCCCCGCCCCUAGCGAACUACAGCUCCCGGGGUAUUUCCAUUUUAACAGAAAACAAUCCCUGAACCCAAAGGAAUGAAUCCCUAAUGGUGGAGUUUCAGGCAUUGGUGACAGGCUGAACCCGGACUCCCAGGGCCAGUGCUUACACCUGACAAAUGAUGGCCUGAGCUAUGAGCAGACAGGACUAUAUGAACACUUCGGUGCAAGAGCCCCCUCUUGACUACUCCUUCCGAAGCAUCCACGUGAUCCAAGACCUGUUGAGUGAGGAGCCACGGACAGGGCUACGACCACUAAGGCACUCAAAGUCAGGGAAGUCACUGACCCAGUCCCUGUGGCUGAACAACAAUGUCCUCAAUGACCUGAGAGACUUUAGCCAUGUGGUUUCACUGCUUCUGGAGCAUCCAGAGAACCUGGCCUGGAUCGACCUGUCCUUCAACGACCUGACUUCCAUCGACCCUGUCCUGACAACUUUCUUCAACCUCAGUGUACUCUAUCUCCACGGCAACAGCAUCCAGCGCCUGGGAGAGGUGAACAAGCUGGCUGUCCUCCCACGGCUCCGGAGCCUGACACUCCACGGGAAUCCCAUAGAGGAAGAGAAGGGGUAUAGGCAGUAUGUGCUGUGCACCCUGCCCCGUAUCACCACAUUCGACUUCAGCGGGGUCACCAAAGCAGACCGUGCCACAGCUGAAGUAUGGAAACGCAUGAACAUCAAGCCCAAGAAGGUCCGGAUCAAGCAGAAUGCACUCUGAGGCUCCCAGGGCCCCAGCAGUCCUCAAUGCCGAAGACAGUCAGUUUGGUUUAACAAUAAACGAUCUGAGCAGUUGAGCA
This is a messenger RNA of Neogale vison (American mink), 934 nucleotides long. RefSeq names its product leucine rich repeat containing 51 (gene LRRC51). The coding region runs from base 277 to 855 and encodes 192 amino acids. NCBI's taxonomy places the organism in Eukaryota, Metazoa, Chordata, Mammalia, Carnivora, Mustelidae. The record is from RefSeq and is a predicted model, not a curated record. The transcript has 6 exons. Gene Ontology annotation, molecular function: protein binding.